GGCAGAUGGCACCAUCACCGGAGAUUCCUCCAUUUCCUCUCUCCUCAUUCCAAAACCUAGGCAGAAAGAGAAGACGACGAUUCAGAAGCUUGGUCCAAGAACACAAUUCGUCUGUCCUACUCUUUCUUCAUUUUUUCAUCAGUUUGGAAACAAUCAGAUGAUUAUGUAGAAUCACAAUUUCCUUACAAAUGUUUUUGGAAUGCUGCUUUUGUCAGUUUAAUCAACAAUAGUUAAUUUCACAGAGGGAUUCUUCUUCUACAAAUGCAAAACUUUAACAAGCCAAGAACCCAGCCAAGGCCUAACAGGUCUUACGCUUUAGGAGGUAUGGAUCAUACAGAGCCAAACAAGAAGAAAGGAUUUGUAAGAAAGAUUAUUUUUGCUUCAUUCCUUAUAGCAUUAUGUAUCUUCAUGCUCAAACAAUCCCCAUCUUUCAGGAGCCCUAGCCCAUUCUCUAGGCAUGAAACAGGAAUUACUCAUGUCUUAGUAACUGGAGGUGCUGGCUAUAUUGGCUCCCAUGCUACAUUACGCCUCCUAAAAGACUCUUAUCGUGUAACCAUAGUGGACAAUCUCUCUCGUGGAAACAUAGGAGCUGUGAAAGUUCUUCAAGACCUGUUCCCACAACCUGGGAGACUCCAAUUUAUUUAUGCUGAUUUGGGAGAUGCAAAAGCUGUAAACAAAAUCUUUUCUGAAAAUGCAUUUGAUGCAGUAAUACAUUUUGCAGCAGUUGCAUAUGUGGGUGAGAGUACCCUUGAUCCAUUAAAGUAUUAUCACAACAUUACAUCAAAUACCCUUGUGGUAUUGGAGGCUAUGUCAGUACAUAAUGUUAAUACACUUAUAUAUUCUAGCACAUGUGCUACAUAUGGGGAACCUGAAAAGAUGCCAAUUACAGAAGAAACCCCUCAAAAUCCUAUUAAUCCAUAUGGGAAAGCCAAAAAGAUGUCUGAAGAUAUCAUUCAAGAUUUUCAUCAAAACUCAGACAUGGCAGUUAUGAUUUUAAGAUACUUCAAUGUGAUUGGUUCAGAUCCAGAUGGAAGAUUAGGAGAAGCACCAAGACCAGAGUUACGUGAACAUGGAAGAAUAUCAGGUGCAUGUUUUGAUGCAGCUCGUGGAAUUACCAAUGGGCUCAAGGUUCGAGGAACAGACUAUAAAACCCCAGAUGGAACUUGCAUACGUGACUACAUUGAUGUUACUGAUUUAGUUGAUGCUCAUGUAAAAGCACUUGAGAAUGCAAAACCUGGCCAUGUUGGGAUUUACAAUGUUGGAACAGGAAAAGGUAGAUCAGUUAAAGAGUUUGUGGAAGCAUGUAAGAAGGCAACAGGGGCAUCGAUUAAAGUGGACUACCUGCCACGUAGGCCUGGUGACUAUGCUGAGGUGUACAGUGACCCAUCAAAGAUACUUCGGGAACUCAACUGGUCAGCUCGGCACACUGAUUUAGAAAAAAGUUUGGAGGUUGCAUGGAAAUGGCAGAAGUCACAUCAUAAUGGAUAUGGGUCCAUAAAGACUAUAUUUUGAUAUGGACCAAUGAUCAUAUGUGGUUAAAGAUUUGAAGAUUUUGACCUGGUUUCAUGAUUAGGUUUAUUAUGAAAAUUAGGGGUUGAGGUUUAGGGUAAUUUAUAUAUAUAUAAUUUUUUCCACACAUUUGAAUAUCAUCAUAUGAUUAUUUCUUACAUUGGGACUUGGGAGGAGUUGUACCCAUAAAUUAUUUGUAUUAAGAAACUGGUUACUGAUGAGAUCUUAGAAAUAAUGUGUCUUUAUCAGGUUUAGCUUAAACUCAUGUUACAAUAUAAUGAUAUAUGUAAUGUAACCCGAUCAUAUGAGAAAUGCAAAAAUUGUAGGAAAUGAAAGAAAUGA
This is a messenger RNA of Lactuca sativa (garden lettuce), 1851 nucleotides long. RefSeq names its product putative UDP-arabinose 4-epimerase 3. Gene Ontology annotation, biological process: galactose metabolic process. Gene Ontology annotation, molecular function: UDP-glucose 4-epimerase activity. The record is from RefSeq and is a predicted model, not a curated record. Lineage: Eukaryota; Viridiplantae; Streptophyta; Magnoliopsida; Asterales; Asteraceae.